UUGUGCUUCUGUUCCUGAGUUUGAUGUAUUUCUACAAACAUAUAUAUAAAUGCUAUGAAGGAAUUGCUUUCAUAACCACAACGCCCAGCUAGGCAGGGUACCAGCACAACUCACCAGGACACUGGCAGGUGCAAGCUUGGGGAUCCCUCUCUCAUCAGUGGGGGAAAUACACCCAAAGCCCAUCCAAUCUACCUGCAGCUUUUACCUGCUGGCCCUCCUCCUGCCUUCUCCUGGUGAUCAGAGGAGGUGAGGGCCCCCCCGGACAGACUAGUGAGUGGGGCAGUCGGGGGGUGAUUCCAAUGUGCAACGGUUCUGGGCCGUGACCUUUAACAUCCAGAACCAACCCUGCUGGGUGCUUCCCACACCAAGUCCACCCACGCAGCUAUGUCGAAGGACGAAGUGAGCUGUAAGCUGACAUCGGUCUACAAGCACAAGGAACGAAAGCCUAAGAAGCCCCAUUACAUCCCAAGGCCAUGGGGGAAGCCGUACAACUACAAGUGCUUCCAAUGCCCUUUCACGUGCAUGGAGAAGUCCCACCUGUAUAACCACAUGAAGUACAGCCUGUGCAAGAACUCGCUUUCUCUGCUCAUCGAGUCCGACUGGCCCUACAAGAAGGGGAACUUGCUGCACCCUGAGCUCCGUCUCCUGCAGGCCACGGAGGCUUCCCGGCUCCACGGGAGGAGACACGAGCACGAGGCCUGUGAAUCCCCAGCUGUGGUGAGAGGCAUGGCUAAUCCCAAGCAGGCCACAGAUGGGGACGGUGAAGGCAACAAGGUGGCGGCAGCGGCUGAAGCCCUGUCUUCAGAAGGGAUGACCACAGAUGCCAGCCAGUUCCAAGAAGAGGAGGAGGAAGAUGUUGCUGGGAUGCUGAGGGAGAUGGAUGCAGGAGAGAAGAAGGAGAAAGUGAAGGAGAUGGGUUGCUCUGGUGACCCAGCUGAGCCAGACUCCCUGCUCUUCAGGUUCAAGAACAAGAGGGACAAGCCUUGCAAAGAGGCUGAGCCCGACUUCAUCAUCACGGAUGUUUUCUCCCUGAAGAACCAUGUGACGAAGGGCAAGGAAAUGGCUCCUCCAGAGUUAGAAGCCAAGCCAAAGCAUUGCCAGGGGCCAAAACAAUGCCUGGGGAGUGGCGGGGUCCUCAUGGAGCAGUGGAAGCUGAUUGCCAAUGGACAAAGAAGGGGCAACACUGAAGUCUCCUCACCAUGUACUGAAGGCAACAUCAUCCCCUGCUAUCCCCCUCCAGCCUACAGCGACUACCAUGAACCUCAGGGCCUCAACCUCUCAUUGCUGGGUAUCAACUAUCCGCUGAACCCUGGCCUCUUCUCCUAUCUCGGUCCCAGCAUGGCCAAUAGCACCACGCCACACCCACAGCUGACCCAGCUGCCCUUCCUGGCCUCCACUGCCCAGCUGAUGCACCCGCACGCUGUGCACUUCCAGCCCCUCCAGACCCCUGAGCGAUCGGCCUUCCUCCCACGAUUCUACUACCCCCUGCUCUUUGAACACACCUUUGGCUCAGCAGAAAGCAAGACGGCGGCAGGCAAAGCAGAGGCCCAGGCCCCGGCAGGGUCUGCCAUGCCCACUCCUAUCCAAGCCAAAACCACGAAUGAGCCACCAAAGGCAGAGCUGCUGAAGGUGCCGGUGCUGAAGGCUAGUCUUCCUUGGGCGAAAGGUGCCAGGGAGGAGCCAUCUCCUGACCUCAGCCAUAAAGCCAUGCUGGUCGAGGAGGAAGAGGAGAAAUGGCUGGCACAAGAAAAGGAAAGCAACUCAGCCUUGGGCAUCAACAGCCUCCGCAAAAAGCCAGUUUCCGACAUCUACCGGAACCCCGUGGGGAUAAAAGAUGGGGCCGUUCUCCCCAACGGCAUCAGGAAGGCGGAGUUACCAGUAGUCGCCUGCUUGGAGAACACUGGCUGCUCAGCCAGCUCCUUGAAGAGGAAGUUCAUUGGGAGAGGACUCGAGCCCAUGGGAUAUGAAACGCUGAUGCCUGGAAAAUUAGGCCACCAAACCAGUGGUUUGAGAGCCACCCCCACCCAGCUCCCAAAGUCCCUGGACCACUGGCACAUGGAAUUUCAUGCCUGCAUGCUUGAAGACCAGGAGACGGCCAGUGGCUCUGAUGUCCUGUCCCCUGUGAUUAUGGCCUCUGAUCACCCCCUGUGUAAGCAGAACAAAGUACACGGGACUUUCACCAGCACAACAGACCCAGAGGCCACAACUGUGCUCAUUGGGGACCUGUCAAAAACCUUGGAGGAGUACCAGGAGGUGGAGAAGAAACUCUCUGACUUGGCAAAGGAAGACAGCCCUGGGCAGAAGCAGUUGAGGGAACAGCUGGUCAAAAUCCGAAGGGAGCUCUAUCACAUCCAUCAGGCGCUGGAGAAAGCCACUAAGCCCCAUGAAGGCCCUCUGGACCUCUCAGUGAAAAGGUCCCCAGAGAGCCCUGAGAAGGGCCACCAGGCCAAGGAAGAACCCUGCAAGGCCAAACUAGAAGAUGAGAGGCUCCAGUGCAAAGAGCAAGGUGCCAUAAGCAGAUGCUUGGCAGCCAGCGAAGCCAGGGAUGGGGAUGGGAUGCCAAAUUGCAUUCUGGAUGCUGAGAACAAAACCAUCGACCUGCUGAUCAAGAUGAGCCGGUCAGAGAACCUCCGGGCAUCAUCCUCCGAGGCCCACCUGGGUGCCGUGAUCAAAGCCGAGCUGCUGCCACUCAGCAUGCCCCUGGAGCUCCGUCACGUCAUGGAGCCCUACUACAGCCGCACCACCAAGUGCGAAGCAGACUCCAGUGUGCUGCUCUGCACAGACGGGAGAGCCAGUGCCACCCAAGGCUCUCAGAUCCCAGGAACCGAGGAAAGGCCGCUGAACUGCCGGGCCAUGCAGCACUCCCUGUCCUGUGGCCUCCCCAGUGAGACAGACACUGGGUGUAUCCACAGCCCUUUAAACGCAGACCCAUGAUCCCGCUGGGCUCCUGCCCAGAGCUCUGUGCAUUCGCUGAUAACCUCUUCUCACUCUCAACCUCCCGAGCCCGUUCCCACCAGACAAAGGCUUAGCGGCUGCCUGGCUGCGAGGCCACAUAGCGCUUUGCUCUCUAACUACCCAUGACAGGUUCCAUAAGGUAUAAAAACCAAUCCCUUCUUCAUCCCCCUUCCAGCUGCUAUGCACAGCGCUCAUGGCUUUACACAUCCUGCUGCCUACAUCCUGAGCCUGCAGCUCCUUCCACUCGAAUGCAAGGCAGUUGGCGAGGAAGGGCAGGGGCUUCUGUGUAACUGAGGCUCAGCCAUCUUCCCACCGCAGCCACCCAGAUGGGGUGUCUUCUUGUGGCUGAUUGUAGAGACUUGGGGGACCCCCAAAAACCAGCAUUGGUGAAUCAGCAAAGACCGAGACAGAUGAUCUGAGACAGGCCUAGUGCCUGCUGAGCCCUACAGAACAAAGAGCUGAGACUGAAAUGAACUGAAAUGACCAUCUCAUCUGAGAAAGCUGAGGCAGGGAGCUUACAGCUGCUGUGUAGCCACAGGGAGCAGACACCCGGAUUAACCUCACUGCAUGCUGGAUGGUUCCACUUGCUCCAUAUAAUAAAUCCGAGAGCAGCUGUGGCUGUAGCUAUAAGACUGAUCCUGAAGGAGAGACUUUAAUGUUGGGGCAUCCUCUCCCCUUUGAAACUUGCUCCACAGCGCUAGAGGGCUGUAUUGUACUCAGACAUCUGGUGAGCAGUGGGGACAUGGUCUUGUCCAGGAGCUUGGCCACUCUUAGAGGGCCUGGCCCUUUCCUUUGUCUCACGUUUAAAUACCCUCCCCUGCACUGUACCUUGAUAUGAAGUCAUUUCAGAGGCAAAGCCCCAGAUCCAGUCCCUGGCAUGCUAUCUCCUGGAGAAGGAGCCAUUCCCCAGAGCUCCUUUUUGUUCAUUAAAAAAUUACCCCUAUCUAUAAGGUCAUGAAUCCAGAUAAUAAGAGGGCCGAAAACCCCGCUGAUGUAAACAGCGGGGCGGGGGCAGCAGAGCAGUCUGAGGCGCUGCUAUCAGUUAGGCGGCUCCUUUGCUAUAAUGAUUUGAAAGAGACUUCAGCUUUCAAGGCCUCCUAGAGAUUCCAGCUGGCCGACUGGUCCCUACUGCCCCGAGCUGAUCCUCUGGGAGGCUCUCUCAUCUCCAGUCAGUUGCUCGCAUGGAAGAGGCUUCUCCAGAAGUGCUGAGGCAGCUGAGCAACAGCAGCCUGCCCAACCAGCCAGCAGAACCCCUGUGACUUUCAAUACUGGGUAAGACCUCCACCUCUCUGGAACUUCACCUUCUCCCUGUGUCUCUUCCUCAUUGGAUGGUAGGAUUCCAGAGCUGCUCAUUGCUGGAGUCUCCUGCUUCCCGGUCUGCUUCUGCCACUACCCAUUCAUCAGUGGUAAUGAAGGGAGAAUGGAUUUGGCAUAGAGACUUCAAAUCACCCCAUUGCAGAAAUCCAUUCCAGUACAGGAGCAUGGAUAUCCGCCCCCAUGUCUCCCAUGCUUUUGACAGAAAAAAAACAGCUUCUCAGAGGUCCCCUGGCCUCCUGAAGAGUAGUGUCCAUCCCCUGAAACCAGUGCUGCCCACAGAGGUGAAAGUAAGUCGGUCCAGUCUGGUAAGGCAUACCGGCAAGAGCCAACCGUAUCAGCAGAGGGCAGCUUCCCCAGG
Molecule: messenger RNA, 4630 nt
Organism: Dermochelys coriacea (leatherback sea turtle)
Lineage: Eukaryota; Metazoa; Chordata; Testudines; Dermochelyidae
Gene: PRR35
Product: proline rich 35
Exons: 3
Coding region: 385-2934 (849 amino acids)
Source: RefSeq, a predicted model, not a curated record